Nerophis lumbriciformis (worm pipefish) is the source of this 915-nucleotide messenger RNA. The record is from RefSeq and is a predicted model, not a curated record. Lineage: Eukaryota; Metazoa; Chordata; Actinopteri; Syngnathiformes; Syngnathidae.
AUGUCGGUCCGCGAGCUCGUCGUUUUGGGGACCUCAAGUCAGGUCCCGACGCGUUACCGAAAUCACAACGGUUACCUCCUUCGCUGGGACGAAGAAGGGCUGCUGUUCGAUCCGGGUGAAGGAACACAACGGCAGAUGAUCUACGCCGAGGUUACCGCGACCUCGAUUACCAAGAUCCUCAUCACGCAUUUUCACGGCGACCACUGCCUCGGCUUCGCCGGGAUUUCGCAGCGACUGUCGCUCGACCGCGUGCCACAUCCCGUCGACAUUUAUUUUCCGGCCUCGGGGCACGUGUUCUACGACCGGCUUCGUCGUGCCUCGAUCUAUCACUCCGUCGCAACGUUGCGCGCGAACCCCAUCAAAACCGGAAGCACAAUCUUCGAGAACAAGAAGAUCACGCUCUCGGCACUGGAACUCGACCACGGCGUUGAUACUUACGGAUACCGACUACAGGAAAAGGACCGAGUGUCGAUGAUCCCCGAGCGGCUCAAGGAGCUCGGGCUGAUGGGUCCGAAGAUCGGGGUGUUGCAGCGCGAGGGGCAAAUCGAAGUCGACGGCAAAACGAUUCGCGCAGAAGACGUCAGCAUCCCGAAGCCGGGGCAGAGCGUCGCGUUCAUCAUGGACACGCGUCUGUGUGACAACGCGUUCGAACUCGCCAAGGGCGUCGAUCUGUUGAUCUGCGAAUCGACGUAUCUGUCGACGGAAAGUCGCGAGGCUCACGAUCAUGGCCACAUGACGGCCUCGCAAGCCGCGCAGAUUGCCAAGGAGGCCGGCGCGAAGAAGCUCGUGCUCACUCAUUUUUCGCAGCGCUAUCCUUCGGUGGAACCUUUCCUCGCCGAAGCGCGUCCUAUCUUCGAGAAUGUCGUCGCUGCAAAAGACGGAAAGCGCGUCUCGAUUCCUCGCGACAAGCGCUGA